This is a messenger RNA of Pollicipes pollicipes, 918 nucleotides long. RefSeq names its product putative serine racemase. The record is from RefSeq and is a predicted model, not a curated record. Bases 1 to 918 code for a protein of 305 amino acids. The transcript is spliced from 8 exons. NCBI's taxonomy places the organism in Eukaryota, Metazoa, Arthropoda, Thecostraca, Pollicipedomorpha, Pollicipedidae. Gene Ontology annotation, molecular function: pyridoxal phosphate binding; threonine racemase activity; magnesium ion binding. Gene Ontology annotation, biological process: D-serine biosynthetic process.
AUGAGGAUCGUGACGUUGCUGGUGCCGCUGCUGGUGCUGCUGCUGGCCGCCUCCAGCACAGCCACCGCAGGCAAACCGAUGGGUGAGGUCGGUCUGGACGAUGUGCGAUCAGCUCAUGAGCGGGUGCAGCGCUAUGUCCACAGGACCCCGGUGGUCACCAGUCAAUACUUGGACGAACUUUCCGGGCGACAGCUGUUCUUUAAAGCAGAAAACCUGCAGAAGACUGGAUCAUUCAAGGCUAGGGGGGCGUGCAACUGCGUCCUCAGCAUAUUGGAGCAGGAUCCGGGCGUGACCGGCAUCGUAACACACAGCAGCGGCAACCAUGGACAGGCGACGGCCUACGCGGCGCGUCUGGCCGGCCUGCCCUGUGCAGUGGUCGUGCCGCGGGACACAGCCUCGGUGAAGAUCGACGCGAUCCGCUCGUACGGCGCUGAGGUGCUCCUCUGCGACCCGACGCCAGUUGCCCGGCGGGAGGCCUGCGCCAGGGUGGUGGAGCAGAUGAACUACGCCGUCGCUGAGUCCAGCAACAGCUAUAGCACCAUCGCCGGCCAGGGCACCAUCGCCCUGGAGAUGCUCCAGCAGGUGCCGGACAUGGAUGCCAUCUUGGUGGCCGUCAGCGGCGGCGGCAUGAUUGCUGGCAUCGCUACCGUCGUGACGGAACUCAGACCAGAGUGCAAAGUGUUGGCUGUCGAGCCGGACGGCAAGCAGCUGGAGCCGUGUCUGCGGGCCGGCCGCCCGCUCUGGCCGGACCCGCCGCGCAUGCUGCGAACGCUGGCCGAUGGCUGCCGACUGCAGCAGUGCUCGCCGCGGGCGUUCGCCGUGAUACGCCGCCUGGUGGCGCCACCUGUCAUCAGCGUCACCGACCGCCAGAUCGCUGGCGCCACCCAGCUCUUUUGGCAGCGCACCAAGCUGAUCUAG